UUUUUCCACCCUCAAGAUACUAUUUGUUUACAUUCUGCGUCCAACAUAACCUCACAGUCGCUGUGUUUGACAUCCCCGCACUCUGGCAACACUUGCUAUAAAAUGACGUGUUCGUUUGUGGUCGCAGAGCGGCGCUGUUGGUGCAGAAGUGUGUUGCGCUGGAAAAGCCGUGAAAAGUGGUGGAAAAUGGAGUGAUAUCGCGCGGUGUCUCUGCACCAGACAGUUCCACGCGUUCUCCGUGAUCGUGGACGCAAGAUGAAAAAGAGCAAAAGCCCCAACGAUUACUCCAAGUAUGAGAAAGUACCGCAAGACGUGAAGCAGGACAGCGAAGUGUGUUUUGGGGGCAGCGGCAGCAACAGACAGGAAUCGAUUGCGGCUGACGUGAACACUGCUCUCGGCCCGGAGAUGCUCCUGUCCACGGUCGAAUCGUCCAUUCUGUCCGCCAGCGAAGUGGCCGGUCGUCUGCACGUGGACCUGCGGAGUGGCCUGCGCUGGUCAGAGGCGACAUAUCGUGCAAAAAUAGUGGGCUUCAAUGAGCUGCACGCGCCCGAGGAUGAUCCAACGUGGAAGAAGUACAUUCAGCAGUUCAAGAACCCGCUCAUUCUUCUGCUUUUGGGUUCCGCCCUCGUCAGCAUUUGCAUGAAGCAAUUCGAUGACGCAGUCAGUAUUACAAUAGCAAUCAUCAUUGUGGUCACUGUGGCUUUCAUCCAGGAAUAUAGAUCGGAGAAGAGCUUGGAGGAAUUGAAAAAACUAGUCCCGCCCGAAUGCCAUUGCCUGCGUGAGGGGCGUGUUGAGACCUUCUUGGCGCGUGAGCUUGUGCCCGGCGACAUUGUCUAUCUCAAUGUGGGCGAUCGUGUUCCAGCCGAUGUGCGCAUCUAUGAGGCGAUUGAUUUGUCCAUCGACGAGUCGAGCUUCACGGGCGAAACAGAGCCGGCCAAGAAGACCGCCGACGUGAUGUUCCAUCAUGGGAUGCACAACAAGGAUCACACGACGAUGAAGAACAUCGCCUUCAUGGGCACCCUUGUGCGCUGUGGCAGCGGCAAGGGUGUGGUGGUGAGCACGGGUGAGAAGAGUGAGUUCGGCGAGGUGUUCAAGAUGAUGCAGGCCGAGGAGGCGCCCAAGACGCCACUGCAGAAGUCAAUGGAUAUCCUCGGGGCGCAGCUGAGCUUCUACUCUUUCUGCAUCAUCGGUGUGAUUAUGCUACUCGGUUGGCUGCAGGGCAAGGCGCUCACGGAGAUGUUUAACAUCAGCGUGAGCUUGGCCGUGGCGGCAAUUCCCGAGGGUCUGCCCAUUGUUGUCACGGUGACACUGGCACUGGGCGUGAUGCGAAUGGCGAAGAGGAGCUGCAUCGUGAAGAAGUUGCCCACGGUGGAGACUCUGGGGUGUGUGAAUGUCAUCUGCUCGGACAAGACGGGCACCAUCACGAAGAAUGAAAUGACCGUGACGGUGAUCAUCACGUCGGAUGGCUACAUGGCGGACGUCACGGGCGCCGGCUACAAUGACUGCGGUGAGAUUCACAUUCGCGAUUGCAACAGUCACGAGCAGGCGAAGCAGAGCAUCAUGAACUUGCUGGAAGUGGGCGCAGUGUGCAAUAAUGCUGUGAUCCAGGGUGAAACGCUGCUCGGACAGCCGACGGAGGGUGCUCUCCUGGCUGUGGCCAUGAAGGGCGGCCUGUAUGCCGCGGCGGAGAAGUAUGUGCGCGUGCAGGAGUAUCCAUUCAGCUCUGAGCAGAAGAUGAUGGCGGUGAAGCUGUACCCGAAGUAUGGCAAUGCGAAGGAGGAGAUCUUCUUCGUGAAGGGCGCCCUGGAGAUCCUGCUGCCGCAGUGCACCAAGUACAUGUUUGGCGGCCAAGUGGUGCCGCUGACGAAGAAGAACGAGGCGGAGUUCAUGACGGAGGCCUAUGAGGUGGGCCGCAAGGGGCUGCGCGUGCUGGCCUUGGCCAAGGGCAGAAGCUUCCAGGACCUCGUGUUCAUGGGCAUUGUCGGGCUGACAGAUCCGCCGCGACCACUCGUGCGGGAGUCGAUUGAGAUACUCAUGAGGAGCGGCGUGCGUGUGAAGAUGGUCACGGGCGAUUCUCAGGAGACAGCAAUUGCCGUCGCGUCACUCAUUGGACUGGAUGUGGUGCAUCAGCAGGCGAUUUCGGGUCAAGAAAUGGAUCAGCUGAGUGAUAUUCAGUUGGAGAAGAUUAUCAACAACGUGAGUGUGUUCUACAGAGUGACGCCGAAGCACAAGUUGGCCAUCGUGAAGGCGCUGCAGCAGACAGGCAACAUUGUGGGCAUGACUGGCGACGGCGUGAACGACGGCGUGGCACUCAAGAGGGCGGACAUUGGCAUUGCCAUGGGCAAAAAUGGCACGGAUGUGUGCAAGGAAGCGGCUGACAUGAUACUCGUUGAUGAUGAUUUCCACACCAUCAUUGCUGCAAUUGAGGAGGGCAAGGCAAUCUUCUACAACAUUCGCAAUUUCGUGCGAUUCCAGCUGAGCACGAGCAUCGCCGCACUGUCUCUCAUCGCUCUGGCCACGCUCAUGGGCAUCGCAAAUCCUCUGAACGCUAUGCAAAUUCUCUGGAUCAACAUCAUUAUGGAUGGGCCGCCGGCGCAGUCGCUGGGCGUGGAGCCGGUGGAUCAGGAUGUGCUGAAGCAGAAGCCGCGCAACGUGCGCCAGCCUAUGAUCACGCGCUCGGUGAUUGUGAAUGUGUUACUGUCGGCCAGCAUCAUCAUCCUGGGCACGCUGUGGGUGUUCCAGCGCGAGAUGGCGGACGGCUCGGGUGGCAAGACGAAGCGUGACACGACGAUGACAUUCACGUGCUUCGUGCUGUUCGACAUGUUCAAUGCGCUGAGUUGCCGCUCGCAGACGAAGAGUGUAUUCCAGAUUGGGCUGUUCAGCAACAAGAUGUUCCUGCUCGCGGUGGGCUUUUCGCUGCUCGGGCAGCUGCUCGUGAUCUACUUCCCGCCACUGCAGAUGGUGUUCCAGACGGAGGCACUCACGGCCAUGGAUCUGCUGUUCCUCGUCUCGCUCACGUCGUCUGUGUUCAUUGUGUCGGAGCUGAAGAAGUGGUUUGAGCGCUCAAUGGAGAGGCGAAUGUACAAGAAUCGCUCAGAAAUGGAUUUCGUAUGACAGUCAGCCCACGCUGGAAGAUUGCAUAUGGAUUGAAGAAACAAAAAGAAAAAAAAAUGUUUGACGACACGCGAAGCGCUGACGAAGGAAGUCAACAGCAGAGGACAAAAUGUUCCUUCUUUUACUUCAACAACUAUAUUUCCCGCCCCGAAGAGAUGAAUGUAAGAAAAAAAACCUUGGAAAACAGAGCAAAUCUCAAACACUCGUCUGGAGGGUUUACAUUCUGGCCAUGUUAAGAGAAGAGAUGAAAAAGAGUUUCCAGUUCUCCCUUUGCUUCACAAGUUUGCUUUUUGCUUUACAACAACACACUUCGGUGUGUGUGUGUGUGUAAAGGAAAAGUAUAUCUUUUUUCUACAGUCUCUGAAGAUGAAACUCAAAAGAUAUUAUUUUCCAUUGAUUUUCGUGAGAUGAUGAAUCAGUUGAAGAGGAAAAAAAAACAGAUCACUGGAGUGACAAAAAAGGGGGAAAAAUGACGGAAAGAUAUCAUUGUUUGUGCCUAUAAAUGGAACAAUAAUGUUUAAAGGAGAAAAUAGUUGGGUAGACAUAAAUUCUUUGCGUUAAAAAUCCAUACAAAAUGUUUAUUUAUUUUCCGCAAUUCAUUUAAUUUAGGCUUAUAAUCAUACAAAGAAGAAAAACCUGAGAGGCGAUUAGGAACAACUCUGUAGAAUUUAUUUUAGCUGUAAAACUGGAUUUUUUUUUAAAGUAGUAUAUAUAUAUUUUAUAUGUAUUGAAUGUCUUUAUUUACCCCCUGGUUAGAAAAGCGACGUGAAGAGCGGAAGGAAGUGAAGAAAAAGAUACUGAAAAUAAUUUGUUGCUACUGAUUGUGAUAUUACGAAAUAAGCAGCUCUUUUUUUUGCCAAGUUAGUUUAUUAAUUUUGCAAAAUGAUUAUUUGAUAAAAUUCACUCUAUAACUUAGCCAGAAACAUAAUUAUAUAUUUAUUCACAAUUUAGCUAAUGGAACUAAUCAAUAACAUUUGAUGUGGUGUUUAGAAACAGAAACAAUUAACCAGCAGAAUGACAAUUCUAACUCUCUCAGCUCUGUUUUGGCUCUCGAAGUGGUGUGAAAAAAUUAGUCAGAAGCAAUCCUUUAUUUAUAUUUGACUGUCCUUUUAAGCACAUUUUCUCUCCUUUACGAAGUUUCGCGAUUAUUGUUAUUUCCUUUUAGAUUUUAUGCUUUUGACGCACCGUUUUUUCAAUGCAUUUCACACUUAUUUCUUCGUCUAAAGAAAGUAACUUUCUCGCAUGAGAUUCAAACAACAUCAUAGUUUGAUGACUCAAGGCGAUGUCCUUUGAACACGAUCAGUUUCCUGCAUGACUCUGACGCCAUUGAGAGCGCUAAACAAGAGCUUUUCAUCCCAAUUUGCCCUCCAAGUAAAUUUCACAAAGAAAUGAAGAUGAAUUCGAUGGACCAAAGAUAUUUUCUGUUAACAUUGGCUAAUCGAAAAUUGUUAUGAUUUCUCUUUGACAUUGUCAAUCCAUUUGAACUAUCCCUUCUGUGUCCCUCCAUCAAGGAAGAAGAAAGAAAGCAAAAAAGGAAAGGAAAUCUCUCUAGCGAUAAUGUAACCACAUAUGUAAUAAACCUAAUAAUAAUACAUAUAGAAAGAUGAAAACUAAAUGAUUUGUAUGGUUAUCAAAGUAACAGUCGUUGUCUAACACAAAAGAUGAAUUUGGGUGAAAUGAAGACACAUAUUGCUAAUCAGAUAAAAAAAAAGAUGAUGAAAAAUAGGUAAGAAGUAAAAGAUGUAUUAAGAAAAUCAGUGAAUUGAGUCAAAGGCAAACAUGAAAAGUUUAUAUGGCAUAAAAUCUUCUAGCGUGAGGAGAAAUUGAUUGACAUUGUGGCGAUUUUUUGUACUGAAGAAACCUAAAAUGAAAUUUAUCAAAAAAGAAGAAAAAAAACGUUGCAUUAAGAAGUAGGAAAUAUUAAAUUGACGAUUGUCAAUAUUUCUAAAGAAGAAAAAUAGGUGAGACAAUAGUAAGAUUUUUUGGUUUAGUCAAUUUCCAGUUUGAUGUUCGUGUAGACAAAUGCUAAAGGAUUUUCACAAAAAUUGCACUUCUUAACGAAAAGUCGUCAGCACACGUUUAUGCUUUUAAAUUGUGAGUGAGAAAAAGAGAGAGAGAGAGAGAGAGAGAAAAAUAUCACGCAUUUUCCAAUUUGAUAUUAACUAUAAAAAAAACACUUUUAGAUGGAUGAGAACAAGAUUCACUGAAAUAUUAGUACUUACAUUGAUAUAAAAAAUAUAUUUAUUAAUUGUUGUGUGAUGAUAAAAGAACUCUUUGUAAAACCUGUGACAUUUUUUUACAAGGUUCCCUUUCGAAACUUUCUUGCAUUUGGCUUUUUGCGCUAAUGCGAACGCUAUAAUUGAUGUUAUAAACUUGAUGAUAAGAGAGGCAAAGAUGAUGGAAUAUAUCUUAAAUAAUCCUAUGCGAAGUUGAGUAUAAAGGAAAAAAAAAGAAAAGCAUGAAACAUUAAUGGCAUAACUUAAUCACAUUCAUAACUUCAAUCAAAUAUGAGAAAUGGAAUCGACAAAGACAUGAUGUUAAUUUAACAGUAACGUUCAAAUGAGUGAAGCAUAUCUAAAAGCAUCAUGAAAGAGAGGAUUUGUUUGAGGACAAAUUUCGCAUUGAAUUCAUAUCACACACGCUCGUUUUUUGUCUCUGCGGCGAGCGCAAGAGAGUUGAAUAAAUUCGCACAAAUUUUUGGCAAAACAUUCUUCGCAAUUUGUAGACGAGUUCAAUGGCAACAUUACCUAUUCGCUUUGUAAUCUUGUAGGACAGGAAGCAAAAGGAAACAUUCUAAUGACCAAUAAAAAACCACUAAUUAUGUAUUACAAUUAUAAA
This is a messenger RNA of Phlebotomus argentipes, 5952 nucleotides long. RefSeq names its product calcium-transporting ATPase type 2C member 1 (gene SPoCk). NCBI's taxonomy places the organism in Eukaryota, Metazoa, Arthropoda, Insecta, Diptera, Psychodidae. Gene Ontology annotation, cellular component: endoplasmic reticulum; plasma membrane; Golgi membrane. Gene Ontology annotation, biological process: manganese ion transport; intracellular calcium ion homeostasis; calcium ion transmembrane transport. The coding region runs from base 256 to 3114 and encodes 952 amino acids. The transcript has 6 exons. Gene Ontology annotation, molecular function: ATP binding; ATP hydrolysis activity; P-type calcium transporter activity. The record is from RefSeq and is a predicted model, not a curated record.